GAACAUGGCGGACCUGGAGGCGGUGCUGGCCGAUGUGAGCUACCUGAUGGCGAUGGAGAAGAGCAAGAGCACGCCGGCCGCCAGGGCCAGCAAGAAGAUCAGCCUGCCCGAGCCCAGUAUCCGCAGUGUUAUGCAAAAAUAUCUUGAGGAAAGGGGUGAAUUAACCUUUGACAAGAUUUUCCAUCAGAAAAUCGGAUUCUUGCUUUUUAAAGACUAUUGCAUGAAUGAGAUCGAUGAGGCUGUCCCGCAGCUGAAGUUCUACGAAGAGAUAAAAGAGUACGAGAAGCUGGACUCCGAGGAGGAGCGUCUUAGCAGGAGUCGGCAGAUUUAUGACACGUACAUCAUGAAGGAGCUGCUGGCGUGUUCACACCCUUUCUCAAAACAAGCUGUAGAUCACGUGCAAAUGCAUUUAGCCAAGAAACAAGUGCCAGCCAGCCUUUUUCAGCCGUAUAUAGAAGAAAUUUGUGAUAGUCUCCGAGGAAAAAUAUUUCAAAAAUUUAUGGAAAGUGACAAGUUUACUAGAUUUUGUCAAUGGAAAAACGUAGAACUAAAUAUUCACCUGACCAUGAAUGAUUUUAGUGUACAUAGAAUAAUUGGAAGAGGGGGAUUUGGUGAGGUGUAUGGCUGCAGAAAAGCAGACACUGGAAAAAUGUAUGCAAUGAAAUGUUUAGAUAAGAAGCGAAUCAAGAUGAAGCAAGGAGAAACAUUAGCCUUAAACGAAAGAAUUAUGCUGUCUCUUGUCAGCACAGGAGACUGUCCUUUUAUAGUGUGUAUGACCUAUGCCUUCCACACCCCUGACAAGCUGUGCUUCAUUCUGGACCUGAUGAAUGGAGGAGAUUUGCACUACCACCUCUCCCAGCAUGGAGUGUUUUCUGAAAAAGAAAUGCGGUUUUAUGCUACUGAAAUCAUCCUGGGCUUAGAACACAUGCACAAUCGCUUUGUCGUGUACAGAGACUUAAAGCCUGCAAAUAUCCUGUUGGAUGAACAUGGGCACGUCAGAAUAUCAGAUCUCGGGCUGGCCUGCGAUUUCUCCAAGAAGAAGCCCCAUGCUAGUGUAGGAACGCACGGCUACAUGGCUCCCGAGGUGCUCCAGAAGGGAACCGCGUACGACAGCAGUGCCGACUGGUUCUCCCUGGGCUGCAUGCUUUUCAAGCUGCUGAGAGGUCACAGUCCUUUCAGACAACACAAAACCAAAGAUAAGCAUGAGAUUGACCGGAUGACGCUCACCGUGAAUGUGGAGUUACCAGAUUCAUUUUCUCCUGAGCUGAAGUCCCUUUUGGAAGGGCUUCUUCAGCGGGAUGUUAGCAAGAGACUUGGCUGCCAGGGGCGCAGUGCACAAGAAGUAAAAGAGCAUCCUUUCUUCAAAGGGAUCGAUUGGCAGCAAGUCUAUUUGCAGAAGUAUCCUCCACCAUUGAUUCCUCCCCGGGGAGAAGUAAAUGCAGCAGAUGCUUUUGAUAUUGGGUCCUUUGAUGAAGAGGACACUAAAGGCAUUAAGUUGCUCGAUAGUGACCAGGAAUUAUAUAAGAACUUUCCUCUGGUAAUAUCGGAGCGCUGGCAGCAAGAAGUAGCAGAAACAGUUUAUGAUGCAGUGAAUGCAGACACAGAUAAAAUUGAGGCCAGAAAAAGGGCUAAAAAUAAACAGCUUGGCCAUGAGGAAGAUUACGCGCUUGGGAAGGACUGCAUCAUGCACGGUUACAUGCUGAAACUGGGCAAUCCCUUCCUCACCCAGUGGCAGCGUCGUUACUUUUACCUCUUCCCAAACCGCCUGGAGUGGCGAGGAGAAGGAGAGUCACGGCAAAAUCUACUGACAAUGGAGCAAAUAGUAUCUGUUGAAGAAACGCAAAUUAAAGAUAAGAAAUGCAUCUUACUGCGAAUUAAAGGAGGAAAACAGUUUGUCCUGCAGUGCGAGAGUGACCCAGAGUUUGUUCAGUGGAAAAAAGAGCUGACAGAAGCUUUUACUGAGGCCCAGAGGUUGCUGCGCCGGGCUCCCAAGUUUCUCAAUAAGUCCCGCUCGACGGUGGUAGAGCUCUCGAAGCCGCCCCUCAGCCACAGGAAUAGCAACGGUCUGUAGGAGACAGAGAGAACAACGGUCACGUGGGGAAGGCUACGUGUGGCGCCUCGCAGAAUCAUUGCUAAUGAAUUACUUUGUGCAGUCCUGGAAGCAGGCUGUCCUUAGGAGGAGAGGAAGGAGAUGUUUACAGCACGGGAUGCGAGAACUCGGUACGUGGCGGCCGGGCUCGGCGCGAGCGGGCGGGCAGCCCGGCGCUGGCGGGAGCCGCCGGGCGCCGAGGCCGCGACUUGCUCCCGUGCGCCCCGCACCCUGGCGGUGCUGGCAAACGGGCCGUUCCCCCAGAACUGCUGAUGGGAGGAAAAUACUGUUCUCUCUGCAAUACCCUCGUGAGGUUUAUGCCAAGCCUGGAAGCAGAAGUGGCUACUGCUGGUUAGGAUUUACACUUCUGUGUCUGAUCUCGACGACCCGCUCGACUCUGGAAGGAGCUGCAGACGUGCCGUGUUGGAGGACGUUGAACCUGUCGCGUUGCCAUGUUCUUCCCGACCAUUACUGCUGACUUUACUGUAACCCUUCUCCAUACUGCUGGUCAUCAACAGCGUGACUCUGACGCACUUCGAAGUACUGAAUUCUACCUGUCCUGUGGUUUAAGUGUUAUUGCUACUUCAUGGAAACAUGGAAGUCAAAUUAUUCACUUGGUUUGUUGUACUCACUAACAGUAGCUACCACCGUUUUGCUUCUUCUACGUAUAUGCAGUACUAUAACUGACACAAUAGAGUAAUAAUUGGUGAAGAGGAAUUUGUGGUAGCUUCAUCUAGUGCUCUGUUGUAUACAUUGACGAUUUUAGCACAGUUUUUAAAGAGCAGAUUCCUUUCGACAAGUUUACAGUGAAUAUAAAGACAGUUCUUUUCCAUUUCAGGUCAACUGCACUUUUUAAAAAUUAAAAAGAAGUUACUCAAAUCCAAUGCAUUCUAGUGCAUGUACUGGGUUCAGAUGUAUGGGUCCUUGGUACGUGUUCUGGAUCACUCUUCAGUUACGGGACUUGUGGAUCCUUCUCUGUUUUUUACAGAACCAUAAGCAAGUGUGUUUGUUCUCUAGCAUAAAUAUCCCCGACUCUCAUGGUAGCCCCACUCAGAAGAGCCGCGUGUACCUCGUAAGGCUCAGCUUGCAGGAUCUUUAGUUUUCUUCCCUAGACAAUUCAGAAUGAAAAAAGUUGGAGAAAAAGUUGGAGAAAACUGAGCCUGGAGCUGACAGAAUGAGCUGAUCAAAUGCCAGAGCUGUAUUAAUUUUACUUAAGACAUCAGUCAUGUCGUGUGGAAACUGUUGUUUUACAAAAGUGAGGAUACAACCUCUAAUUGUGAGGCAGCUUUUGAGCGUAUGAAGUCACCUUCUCCCUGGUUGAUGUGAUGAGUUUCUUUUCUUUCUUAUUUUUUUUCUCCCCCUCCUAUGACAGAGGGGAGUCAGGGCUGACUUUAGGCUGAGUUUAAGCGCUGUCCUGGCUCUGUAACCCCGGGGAAGGUUUCCUGCCGCUUGCAGCGCGGUGGGAAUUGCACCCUGGCAGCAGGAGCAGUUCCACCCGCAGGCGCCCGGUUCCUCCUGGGCCCGGUCGCGUCCGGGUUGUGCUGCCAGCAGAUCACCAGCGCGCCCGGGCCCAUUCCCUUCGAAAUACCAGUUGGCAAAAUUGCAUGGUUCGUUUCGGAAGCGUUUGCUUCUCCUGAAAGCAGAUGUAUUUGCACCCAAACAUGGGAUCGGCCAAGCUCUUUGCAAACGGCAAAUUCUCUUGCUAUAAUCUGGCAUAGCAUAAAAGGAAAGAUGCAUGUUAGAAAAUACCUCAUGGCUGUUGGGUAAUACUUUUAAUGAUAUUCCCCAUUUAUUUUUUU
Molecule: messenger RNA, 3888 nt
Organism: Nothoprocta perdicaria
Lineage: Eukaryota; Metazoa; Chordata; Aves; Tinamiformes; Tinamidae
Gene: GRK3
Product: G protein-coupled receptor kinase 3
Exons: 21
Coding region: 5-2071 (688 amino acids)
Biological process (GO): protein phosphorylation; regulation of signal transduction; G protein-coupled receptor signaling pathway
Molecular function (GO): ATP binding; G protein-coupled receptor kinase activity; G protein-coupled receptor binding
Source: RefSeq, a predicted model, not a curated record